AUGGACAGCAAUCUUAGUACCGGUGGCAACGCUUCGACCACGUCGACGGACAAUGCGGCCAGUAAUCUCGCGGCGAUAUUCACAGCCGUUGUUUUGGGCCUGAUGAUCCUGACGACUGUGAUCGGCAAUGUCUUCGUUAUCGCCGCCAUAUUUCUCGAGAAGAAUCUUCAGUCGGUUGCAAACUACCUUAUCGUCAGCCUGGCAGUGGCCGACCUUAUGGUGGCGUGUCUCGUCAUGCCUCUGGGUGCCGUUUACGAGGGUUGGUUAUGGGAACGGGGUCCACCUCUUGGUGACCUGAGAUGCCCGUUACCAGGGGAAGCGUCGACGCGGCGAUGCACUUGUCGCCCGAACACAACAGCGUUGGAUCCCCGAGAAAUCGGGACCGCUGUUUGCACGGCCGUGAGCCAUUUUGGACGCUCCCCGUUACCCCACUUUCACGUAACAGUCGGAAGUGCGGCGUGUUGA
Diprion similis is the source of this 465-nucleotide messenger RNA. RefSeq names its product 5-hydroxytryptamine receptor-like. The transcript is spliced from 3 exons. Gene Ontology annotation, molecular function: G protein-coupled amine receptor activity. The record is from RefSeq and is a predicted model, not a curated record. The coding region runs from base 1 to 465 and encodes 154 amino acids. Lineage: Eukaryota; Metazoa; Arthropoda; Insecta; Hymenoptera; Diprionidae. Gene Ontology annotation, cellular component: membrane. Gene Ontology annotation, biological process: adenylate cyclase-activating adrenergic receptor signaling pathway.